AACAGUACACGGGCUAUAAUUCAGACAGGUUAGUAUGUAUUUGAAGGCAUUUGUGAACAGUUAGCAGAUAUGCUGUUUCAAAUAAUCAUCCAUUUUAUUUAAAUAACGACUCUAUUAAGUUGUAUUGAAAUGGCUGAGGAGGUAUCAAAUUUAAAUGUCAUGAGAACAUUUGAAGAUGACGAAAAAGAAAGCGAAAGCUUUAGCCAUGCUUUUGUCGAAAUUGAUAGUGAUAAUACAGGACAUUCAAUGGACGAUAAUACAAAUGGUCGAACGAAAAGGGAAACUUGGAGCGGCCAGUUUGAGUUUGUACUCUCCAUUGUAGGAUAUACAGUCGGUUUAGGGAAUAUUUGGCGUUUUCCUUAUUUUUGCUUCAGGAACGGUGGCGGUAUCGCCUUGGUUCCGUUUAUGAUAUUCGUGGUCGUAUGCUGUGGACCAAUCUACUACAUAGAAGUAUGUCUAGGUCAGUUCUCCGGCCAGUCGCCUGUCAAUGUUUGGCAUAUAUGCCCGCUGUUUAAAGGUAUAGGAUUGAACAUGAUAAUUAUAUCAUUCACUUACCUUUGGUAUUAUGGGAUAGCCUUUGCUUGGGUUCUGUACUUUUUAAUCCAGUCGUUCUAUCCUACACUUGGGUGGUCGUCCUGUAAUAAUGCCUGGAACACAUUUAAUUGCAUUGACUCUAGAACAAACUUAAGCGAGAAAAUGCAGAAUGAAAGUACGAAUUCAACACACGCUUUAUUCAAGACUUCUGGUACUGAAUUUUGGGAGCGGAAUGUGUUACAUAAAUCAGACGGUAUAGAAGAGAUAGGAUCGAUUCAACUCCAUUUGAUUGGAUGUCUAUUUCUAGGGUGGUUUCUGGUCUUUUUGUGUCUUGCGAGAGGUGUUAGAACGCUUGGAAAGGUCGUGUACGUUACAGCUACUAUGCCGUAUGUAUUACUAACAAUUCUGUUGAUUCGUGGUGUCACACUAGACGGGGCAUGGAUAGGUCUUCGCCAGUACCUCGUCCCUGAUUUUACAAAAUUAUUCAAUGGACAGCUAUGGACCGAGGCAGCUGUAAUGAGUUUUUAUUCUCUUGGACCCGCAUGGGGCGGUGUUAUUACCAUGGCAAGUUUCAAUAAAUUCAGUCACAAUGCCCUUAGAGAUACCGUUAUUGUUUGUACGGCCGAUGUAUUCACUGGCUUUUACGGAGGCCUUGUGGUGUAUGCAGUACUAGGUUUCUUAUCUAGAGAGACUGGAAUUGCUUUGCAUGACCUCCCAUUUUCAGGUCCUGGGCUUGCAUUUAUUGCUUAUCCAGAAGCCCUUAGUCGCCUUCCUCUACCUCAUUUAUGGUCGGUGCUGUUUUUUCUUACCUUGGUACUUGUUGGCAUAGAUACCCAGUUUAGUAUGUUCGAAACCAUUACCAAUGCUAUUUUAGAUCUGAAUCUGAAGAAAUACGGAAAAUACAGACUACAUAUAUCGGCCAUUGUAGUGGUUGCUUUAUCGGUUCUUGGUCUUCCAGUAGCAUCGUCCGCUGGAUUUUACAUUUUUGUUCUCGUGGAUUGGUACAUGGCGACUUUUAACCUUGUGUUCAUAUGUUUCAUGGAGUGUUUCGUCAUAUCAUGGAUAUAUGGGGCUAACAGAUUUUGUUCAGACAUACAGAUGAUGCGAGGAACUCGGCCAUCUUUGCUUCUUAGAAUUAUUUGGGUGUUUGUUAUUCCGGUUUUUAUUGGGGGUAUACUGAUCACCGCAGUAAGUUCUUACUCGGUUCCUGAUCUAGAUAAAGAUAAAUAUCAGUACCCAACUCACGCUCUUGUCAUUGGAAACCUGUUUGCCUUUGGACCAAUGUCUGUUGUUGUUCUAAUGGCUGAUUAUCAAGUUAUUGUAUCACAGGGAUCGCUGAAACAACGAUUGUGUAAACUUAUUAAUCCGUCAUCUAUCUGGGAACCCAAUGAUAAGACGGCCAGAAAGCAGUGGUAUAUGCAACCCUACAAGUACAAACAUGGGUUUAAGAGACGUUUUCUUUGCGACAUUUUAGGUUUCUGCAAACCGAAGUAAACGCAAAAUAAUAAUAAUUCAGCUAUAAGCCUAAUUUUUUUUAUUACUUUACUAGAUGUUUAUUUAAAUAUCCAUUGUUUAUCUAACUUGUUUCAGUUGCUGUAUUCAUCAAAUAUAAGUUACAUUUAACUAGAUAGUAAUACAAUUAGUAAAUAAUGAAUAAAUUUUUAUUGCAAUAUACAUGUACAUGUACUUUUUUUCUCUAAACUAGUAAAUAAAAAGAGGAUAUUCAUGUUUUUAAUAAGUGUGUAAAUAAUGAUAUAUUUAUUAUUGCAAUAUUUUUUUUCUCUAGUAGAUCUAAAUGAACAGAGAAUAUUAUUUUUUUUUUCGAGAUUUAUCUUUAUCAAGUGGUAUGAAAAUAAAAAAUAUUUCAGGAGUGGCGGUAAAAAUUGAGUACAAAAUAUUUUUUUUAUUUUUGUAUGUGGAGUUUAUAUUUGGCCUCCUUGACUAGGACUGUCUUUCCUUAGAUCAAAAUAGCUUGAAAAUCUGCUAUAAACAUUCGAAGAAAUCACGUUUGUGCGUUUAAAUCGUGCAGUGACCUUUUUCAUUGUGAUGUUUCUAUUUUUGUAGGAAAUAACCCGUAAUAAGUGUUUAUCAAGCAUCUGCGAUUCUGAAACAGCAAACAUAAAAGAGCAAAAUAAAUAAAAAAAAUAGAGAAGCAUACAUAUCAUUUGAAUUCAUGCAAUUAAUCAGCGGAAUUACACUUAUUUAUUAUGUGGUAAGGUGAUAUUUUUUUAUUAUUUUAAAUGCUGAAAAUCUGACACAUUUUCAUAUUUGAUGCCACAACCUCCAUGAAUUUUACAUAGACAGUCACUGAUAAAAAGAUAAUUUAAGGAUAUAUACAUGGUUUAACCAUGAAGCUAUAUAUGCAAUAAAUGUCUCUAGUUUACCU
Ruditapes philippinarum (Manila clam) is the source of this 2920-nucleotide messenger RNA. Its product is annotated as sodium- and chloride-dependent glycine transporter 1-like. Gene Ontology annotation, cellular component: membrane. Lineage: Eukaryota; Metazoa; Mollusca; Bivalvia; Venerida; Veneridae. Bases 130 to 2028 code for a protein of 632 amino acids. The transcript has 14 exons. The record is from RefSeq and is a predicted model, not a curated record. Gene Ontology annotation, biological process: sodium ion transmembrane transport.